UGGUAGUUAGCUCACUCCACCAUACUCACUCACCUUCGCCCGGUAGACGUUGUCUUUGGUUGAGCACCGACCACUGCAAUGUCCGGGAAACGUGACAGCAGUGAAGAAAACGCAGGGAGGACAAGAUAUAGGAUGAAAUGGACUAAUCAGACCUAUGCAGGCACCGGCAUUGUCCUGGUGUGCAUGCUCUCCGUGGUGUUGGUCGUAUAUGCUGUGGGAGAAUUUCCAGCUUCACCAAGCCGCGAUAGCAAGGCGCAAGCCGUCUCGUCAACGGACGCAGCGAAGGCCUCUACAGCCUCUUCAGCUGACAACGGUCCUUCAACCGUUUCUACUGGUCGGACUCCUGUUACUAAACGCUCACCAGCUGCUGCAGCGCGGCUGGCGCUCGCAGCUUCACCAAGCCGCGACAGCAAGGCGCAAGCCGUCUCGUCAACGGACGCAGCGAAGGCCUCUACAGCCUCUUCAGCUGACAACGAUCCUUCAACCGUUUCUACUGGUCGGACUCCUGUUACUAAACGCUCACCAACUGCUGCAGCGCGGCUGGCCCUCGCAGCUCGGGACAAGCGCAAGCACCCUUUUUUCUGUGCUGCCGGGAAUUACGCCUCCAGUCCUCGACUAUACCCCAGGGACGGUUUAUGUGACGUCAUCUUCUACACGCACGUGUACAUCCUGGAAGAAGUAAACAGCCCCACAAACCCUGCCAGCUACGAGAUUUUCCUAAACAUGGCCCAGAACGCUCAAAAGACGGAAUAUGGACUUUCUUUCCAUGCAAAAUAUCUAGCGUUGACCAUGAAGGACUUCGCUGACGUGGGCAAGGAUUUGCUGCUCCGGUCGCUGUACGGGCUAGGGAUUCGCCACCACGGUAUUCUCAACUUCGACGGGCUUCAUGACGAGAGGGAGGACCUUCUCCCGAAUGUCACAAGCCUCCUUAAGAUCCUGAAAACCCUGCAGACGGCCGAGAACAAGAACUACGCGAAGAAUCCAAACUUUCUCGUUCUUGGCACCAAGAUUGUGUCUCAAAACACCUUCGUGGUGUUCAACGAUUACCGUUUAUUCCCUGCUGACUUAACCAAAUAUCAGGGUUUGGCAAUUAACGUGCUGCUCGUCAACACUGCGAUGAACACGUGGCCUACAAGUCUCCGCAUCUCUAACCCUUGGUGCUACAAUGAUCCACCGACUGUCUGGCAGUCCUCGACGCCACGAAAACAAUCUCCGCAAUUUUACUCUACCGUACUGCAUAUGAAGGCGGCAAAUAUCAGUAAAUCCAUGAUCGUCCUCUUCGGCUUCACGAUGAUUGUCAAGCUUUAUACCAUGCCAGCGAUGCCGACAGAAAAGCAUGCCUUCAACCUCGAGUGCAAAACUUACUCUGUUGUCCCUUACAGCCAGAUAUGCGAUCCCGACGUAAAAGCCGAGACGGACAAGGCGACCAAGACAAAGGACGAGAUAGCUUUCGCCUCUGCGCAUCCAAAACUUCCGUACUAUUUCACCUGGGAUACGGGCGCGACUAUCACGGAAAAGAUGCGGAAGGUAUUAGAGGAACUGAAAAAUGAACCCGUCAAAAAUUUCGGUUUCAUCAUGUUCGACGUCGAGUAUGAAGAACCGGUGGCAAACUGUAGUAAACACGAGUCAACAGAAGAUCAUCCCCGGAUAUCUAUCGCCAGGGAGUUCGUGGAUACAUUGUAGUGCAGUAAACCGUCGUGGAAACAGGCUCUCCUUACAACUUCACUUCGUUUAACUUCUCAGGCAGACUUGUACGUACCUUGAGUACGUACCCAAAAUACAGUAUUUUAAAUACUUUUUCCAGUA
Ornithodoros turicata is the source of this 1806-nucleotide messenger RNA. RefSeq lists its product as uncharacterized. The record is from RefSeq and is a predicted model, not a curated record. The transcript is spliced from 12 exons. Bases 79 to 1683 code for a protein of 534 amino acids. Lineage: Eukaryota; Metazoa; Arthropoda; Arachnida; Ixodida; Argasidae.